AUGUCUCUUCAGGUUGCUGCAGAUAGUGGAGAUCUAGAGACCGUGAAGUUGCUUCUGGACCAUGGAGCAGAUGCCAACAUCCAGGCUGGUGAACAUGGAACUGCUCUCCAGGCUGCUGCACACCAGGGAUAUCAAGAUAUUAUAAAGUUGCUUCUGGACCAUGGAGCAGAUGCCAACAUUCAGGGUGGCAAUUAUGGAACAGCUCUACAGGCUGCUGCCUUUAGUGGAGAUCAAGCGAUUGUGAAGUUGCUUCUUGACAGCGGAGCAGAUAUCAAUAGCCAGGGUGGCUAUUAUGGAAAUGCUCUCCAGGCUGCUGCAUAUAAAGGACACCAGGAGAUCGUGAAGCUGCUUCUAGACCAAGGAGCUGAAAUCAAUAUCCAGGGUGGCCAUUAUGGAACCGCUCUCCAAGCUGCUGCAUACCAGGAACAUCAAGAUAUUGUGGAGCUGCUUCUGGACCAUGGAGCAGAUGUCAACAUUCAGGGUGGCAAUUAUGGAACAGCUCUACAGGCUGCUUCUUUUAGUGGAGAUCCAGCAAUUAUGAAGCUGCUUCUAGACCGGGGAGCUGAAAUCAAUAUCCAGGGUGGCCAUUAUGGGACUGCCCUCCAGGCUGCGGCUGCUUCCUUUAUAGGACACCAGGAGAUUGUGAAGCUGCUUCUAGACCAAGGAGCUGAAAUCAAUAGCCAGGGGGGUUAUUAUGGAACCGCCCUCCAGGCUGCUGCAUAUAAAGGAUACGAGGAGAUCGUGAAGCUGCUUCUUGACCAGGGAGCUGAAAUCAAUAGCCAAGGCGGCUAUUAUGGAACUGCUCUCCAGGCUUCUGCCUUUAGUGGAGAUCAAGCGAUUGUGAAGCUGCUUCUGGACCAUGGAGCAGAUAUCAACAUCCAGGGUGGCAAUUAUGGAACAGCUCUACAGGCUGCUUCCUUUAGUGGAGAUCAAACAAUUGUGAAGCUGCUUCUAGACCGACGAGCGGAAAUCAAUAGCCAGGGUGGCUAUUAUGGAAAUGCUCUUCAGGCUGCGGCUGCUUCAUUUAUAGGACACCAGGAGAUUGUGAAGCUACUUCUAGACCGGGGAGCUGAAAUCAAUAGCCGAGGGGGCUAUUAUGGAACCGCCCUCCAGGCUGCGGCAUAUGAAGGAUACCAGGAGAUUGUGAAGCUGCUUCUUGACCAGGGAGCUGAAAUCAAUAUCCAGGGUGGUCAUUAUGGGACUGCCCUCCAGGCUGCGGCUGCUUCCUUUAUAGGACACAAGGAGAUCGUGAAGCUGCUUCUAGACCGGGGAGCUGAAAUCAAUAGCCGAGGGGGCUAUUAUGGAACCGCCCUCCAGGCUGCGGCAUAUGAAGGAUACCAGGAGAUUGUGAAGCUGCUUCUUGACCAGGGAGCAGAUAUCAAUAUCCAAGGUGGUAAACAUGGAAAUGCUCUUCAGGCUGCUGUGAUUGGGCAAAAACACCAGACUGCAAAACUACUUCUUAACAGGGGAGCAGAUGUCCAAUAUUCAGUGGCAGGGGCGUUUGAUGUACCAUUACUGCAUGCUCCAGUUGAAUCUCGCAAUCAAACCUUGCUUGAGUUGCUUCUUGUGCCAGCCGCUGCAGCUCUUGUAAAUGCACCUGACUUCCUUGGCCGAACCCCUAUUCAUUUGGCCGCUACUAACGGGGACAUUGGUAUGCUUCAAACUCUCUGGAAUUUCAGUCCGGACUUGAUUGACCUCAACUGUCAAGACAUUGAUGGAUUCACGCCACUCCAUUGUGCUGUCAAGAACCACACUUCCGAAGCUGUGAAGUGGCUUAUCAAGCAAGGGGCUAUGGUAGAGGCCAAAGAUUUUACCAUGACAACGCCGCUUCAACUGGCAUCUCAACUAAGGAAUUUUGGGAUCUUUUGCCGCCUUCUUUCCGAGGUGACUGAGGUUAAGAUGAGCGCCUCAGAAUUGCGGGAAUAUUUCUCCAGAUUCAGAAGAAAACAAAUACUUCUCUAUCGCAAUAUGAGAGAUGAGAAUUCUAUCCAAGCUAUGGACUACCAAGAGGUGGUUCGAUAUUUUGACGCCCUGUCAUAUCAAUUAGGGCUUUCAACUUCUGAUGUAGAGGAGAGAUAUGCAGAAUGUAUCACAACUCUCCCUGUGCAACAGUCAAUUGUGAUCUUCGACAGAAAAGCAAUCCCCGGCUUUCUUGAAUGUCACAUGGUGCUCCCUGUGUACCUGCCCAACGACAUCACGUCCUCUGAGAAUACGUCCUUUGCGAUCCCAUCUUCUAAGCAUGUCAUUACUUGGAUUAUGGUCAAGAACGCCAAAGAUAAGACAGAGCCGCAGGAACAGCAGAGUCUGAGACCGAAGAUAUUUCUCAGCACUCUUGAAUAUGCUGAGAUUCCUAGAUCCGAAUUGGAGCUGUUAAAUUAUUGUCUUCAACAGCUUGAGCAAGAAUGGAGUAGCAUAUGCCGUGCCGCAGAAGACCACCUCGCGCAGAUGCAUGAAGAAACACUGGAUAAGAGCGGUCAAAAUCCGAAAAUCAUCAAGCAGCAUUUAAGUGAUGCAAGAACAUGGGCUAGUUUAGAAGCAACUCGAUCACAACAGGCUAUGAUCCUUCAAGAGCUUUGCAAGACUUAUAACACAUCUGCGUGGCCCUAUCUACAAGAUUCUUGGAGUGAUCAAGACAGAUUCAAGUUUCAAAAGGACAUAGAAGGAACGUAUGACAGGAUCAGGAUGCAGAUCGCGCAACUAAAACAGAAAUCCCGGGAACUUAUUUAUCUGGAAUUUAGCCUGACAUCAAUCGCCGAGGCUCAGAAGUCUACAUCCAUGAAUCGCAGUAUGAAGCGCCUUAGUUGGAUUACUACUAUUUUUGGAAUGAACGUGGAUCUUCUUGAGUCUAAUCCUGCUUGGUGGUUAUACAUGUUCUUCGCACUCGGCACCGCUGCUGUGACGAUUUCUGUGUGGAUACUCUUCAAGAGGAACCCAAAGUUAGAUAGCGUAGAAAGCCACUUUCAAUGGUUACUCCGCAAGCAAAAACUUCGGGAUGAAGAGUUAGGUAUUGCGGAGAGGAGAAGGAGAACCAGGCAAUUCCCAGGUUCUGGGAAAAAGCGGUCAUGA
This is a messenger RNA of Aspergillus nidulans FGSC A4, 3066 nucleotides long. RefSeq lists its product as uncharacterized. The record is from RefSeq and is a predicted model, not a curated record. Lineage: Eukaryota; Fungi; Ascomycota; Eurotiomycetes; Eurotiales; Aspergillaceae. The transcript is spliced from 7 exons. The coding region runs from base 1 to 3066 and encodes 1021 amino acids. Gene Ontology annotation, cellular component: membrane.